Messenger RNA from Cotesia congregata, 12024 nucleotides. The record is from the annotation of a GenBank genome assembly. Lineage: Eukaryota; Metazoa; Arthropoda; Insecta; Hymenoptera; Braconidae.
AUGGCGUCCGAUAACGAAGCCUCCUGCGUGAGUGACCCAAAUUUUGCAGUGAUCUGCUCGUUUCUUGAAUGUUUUGGCAAAUCAUGUGGGAUAGAGUACCCGGAUAUUAAAACACUCCAGAAAAUGAUAGAGGAUACUCAUGAAGUGCCCCAAAAAUUGAUAGAUCUUCACGUGAAACUACUCAGAAAAAUGAAGAAGACUGUUCAUCCAGAAAAGUGGGAACGAGUUUUAGUUAAAUUUUGUCAUACAUACUCAAAUCAGGACGGCUGGGAGCUUGAAAGAUUUGGAUAUAAAAAAGCUCGUGUUAGUGUUAAAUUACGCUUACUCAAGGUGCUUUUAGAAACUCAAUUUGACUCGAAUCAAAGAUUUAAAAAUGACGUAAAUAAACAACCAGCAAGUGAACUCCGACUUGAGCCAUUAGGACGUGACAAAACGGGUCUAGCGUAUUGGUUCCAGUUAGACGACGAUUGUAAUAUAAGAGUAUAUCGUGAAGAUAUAGACGAAGAGAGCUGGGAAUUGGUAGCGACUGACCGCGAGGGUGUAGUGAAGCUUAUUAACACCUUAACAGCCGGAGAAGCUGGAUCUCUACUGACAAAUGAAGACAGUAAUAGCCUGGAGGUCUCUGAGAAGCCGAUAAUUGACACCGGUCAAGCAGCAACGUCUUCACCAAGUGCUGAACAAGAACCACCAGUCGAAAAUGGUAACGCGAGUGAUUCUAAUGCCAAAAGCCAGGGUGUUAAAAAUCCCACCACCCAAGAGGUUAAAUUAGCUAAACCUGCCGCGAUUGAGGUGAACAAGAAGACCAGCGAAGCGGUUGUCAAUAAUGGAGUCAAUGUUAAUGACGAUGAAAAUGACAGCGAGGGAGAUGAUGAAGAAGAUGAGGAGGAUGAUGAUGAUGAUGAUGAUGAUGAGGAGGAUGAGGAUGAAGAAGAAGAAGAAGGAGAAGGAGAAGAGGAAGAGGAGGAGGAGGAGGAGGAAGAAGACGAGGAACUGAGUAAUGACGCAUCAACCCAAAACACCGAAGAGGACGGUUCCCAAGAUGUUCCUCCGGUGAAUUCAAAUUUAAAGCCCGUGUCUAAUAAAAUAACUCAGCCUGUAAACGAUAAUCCUGUAAAUGCCAAACGUAAACCUGCGACGGUCAGUGAAAAAGAUGUUCCUAAAGACAAACCCUCGGUUAUUAAAAAUCCUAUCGAGGUAACACCACUCAAGUCAAUAGAGACUCCGGUAAUUACCUCGCCGUUGAAAUUAGUACCUCCGCCGGAGCCUAAGCAUUUUACAGCGGAUUUAACAACCUCUGUUACGAUAUCAGCUGUUAAACCUCCACCGAGUCUUAUAGAAGACUCUAAAGCGCGAGAGCUUGCUCCUAGUAUCAAAGCUCAUGAAAAACUACCGAGUAAAAGUUCGCUGCCUUACAGCGCUCUUGAAGUUACUUUAAAUCACGGGAAAUUUCCCUUGAAGCCAAUCGAUAAACUAGCCGCUAAUUUGGUAAGAAUGCAGUCAGAAAAAUUAGAGAAGCCCAGUGCGUCAAAGUUACUGGAAAAAAUAGCUGAAAAUUUAGCAAGAUCCAGCAGUUCUCAUCCAACAAAUGUCAUGUCUAACGAUGAUGACAAAAAUAAAUUUCCUUCUGAUUUUAUAUCAAGAUUAAACGUUCAAGAAAAACAUCCGAUUGUUGGUUCGUCUAGAUCUUUAAGAGGUGGGAUUGAUUUGUCGACUUCUAGAGAAUGGGACAAUUCUAUAGACCAUCAACAACAACAUCAGCAGCAGCAUAAGCAGCAAAGACCGGUUGAUUUUUCGGGAAUGGACUUGUCUAGUCGGAAGCAAUCUAAGCCUAUAGUAGAGCCGCUACCUUCGGGUUAUCGCGCGCAGGAGUUUCAUCAGUACCGUGAGAUGGAUUUGAGCACCCGGAAAUCUAAACCGGACUUAGCUGGUCCAGCUUAUGAUUCUUUACUGAGGAAUCAUUCUAUGAUUGCUGAUUUAAGCAAAAGGCAGAUGCCGUUUGUUGGCUAUGACAUGCCCAGUGUAGCUUACCACAAUCCUCCGGUUGUAAGACUGCCAAGCAAAGAAGAGCACAGAUUGCCGAGUUAUACAAUCCUUCCGGACCCCAGUAGGCUGGCUUCGAUGCGCAGCGGUGCUGUUAAACGCGCGUUAGAAAUUGAUGAAACUCAGCAAGAUAUGCUGAAGAGAUUACGCGCUGAUUUGUCGAUGGGAGCAAUGCGCGGCCCUAUUGAUAAAAAAGCUCCUCUGGGCAUGGGAUUGCGUCGGGAGGACAUUGUUGGACCUGCUAUUGAAGAGCCUUUGAUGAUGGUCCACGGAGAGGGCUCUGGUAGUGACUGCGAUGCUGGGAAUCAAGAAGUUGGAGACGCUAUUGAAGAACCUGUGGUGUUUUUUUAUGGAGAAGGCGCUGGAAGGGAUUGCGAUACUGGAAAUCCCGGGGAUGAAUCUUCUGAUGGUGGGAGUAAAGAUUCUAGUGGUAGUCAAUCAAAAAAUGGGCAAGGGUGCAGUGAGGUGUCUGCUGGUAUUUCACAGUCUAAAUUAAAUAAUGAUAAUGAGAGAGAUGUUGCUGGUGUGUCGAAUUGUCCAGAGACUAGUACUAGUACUAGUAAGCCUUUAGAAUUAAAUAAUGACUGUCAAUUGGAUCCUGUCACUAGUAAUUGUCAAUUUGAGUCUUCUGAGUCACCUAAAGGAAAGUUCAAGCCUACUUUAGGGGUCCAGGUGAUCGUUAAAUCUCCUGGGUGCUCGGCUAAAAGGACUAGCAGGUGGGAUGUAGGAAGACCUGAUGAUAAAUUAGAGUGUGACAGUAGCAUAUCCAAUGAAGAUAACAUAUCAGAAGAGCCAGUUGUUAAUGACACUGGCUAUCAAUCUAAUGACGUUAAAUCUUGUGGGUUUAAAUUAGAGACAGAGACUAUUAGCAGCACUACUAAUCAAAGUGUUGAAAGUAUGUCUACUGAUUGUAAUUUACCAGUAGUUGUGCCUGGAAAUAACUUACCAGUUAAUGAGACUCGAGAGGAAAAAAUGGACAUGGAUGUAGAGAAAAAUUGUGAGGGAGAGGAUGAAUCUCCAAGGUUUUUUUUUGGACCGAAUUGUGUAUCUUACACUCCUAGUCCUGGAAAACGAGAUCAAGCUACGUCUUCCUCGGUUAAAAAUGAUGAUAAAUUUGUGGACAAUAAUAAUGUUAAGAAUAUGGCAGACUCGGUAAUUCAACCUGUUAGCAGCAGUGUUAACAAGCCGGAGUCUUCAACUGAGGCUGAAGUUUGUUCUACUUCAGAUAAAAUUGAGAAACCUGAAGAAGUUGACUCUAGUGUUGGAGGUACUCUUGGGGAAGGUACUGGUGAAUCUAUGGACGUGAGUUUGGAGGAAAGUUCAAGAUCUGAGGAUAAAAUUGUUGAUUCUAAUACUGAGGAAGUGAUGAAUGUUGAUCAAGUCGAGUCCAGUACUGACGAAAAGGUUCUUGAGCCUGAAGACAAGGUUGAAUCUUCGGGAGAGAGUUCUCGGAAGAUUGAAGCAGAUGUGGAGCCUGAAGAAUCAAGUUGCAUUGAAGAGGUAGAUAAAUUAGAGACCAAAGAAGCAACCGUGGAGUCUACGAUUCCUGAAUUAGUUGAAGAAUCUCCAUCAGCUGCUGCGGCAGUUGAGUCAAGUGUUCCUGAGUCUUCUGAACUGGAACAAUCUGUAGAGACAGUAGAGUCAACAGUUCCGGAAGUGUUGGUUAAGGAUGAUCAAGUUCCGGUUGAAUCUUCUAUUACUGAGUCUGAGUCAUCUAUUCCAGAAUCUUCGAAUGUUUCAAUGCAAAGUGAAGAGCCGUCGAUGGUUGAGUCGACGGUUUCCAGCGAUAAAGACCUGGAGAAUAUUAGAGACAUUGAAAAAACUAAUGACUCUAAUGAUGCAUUUAAUUACAAUGUUUCUGAAGAUCAAAGUAUGUAUGGAGAUCAGGAUUCUAAUGAUCCGAUGGUUAUUGAUGAAAAGGAUGAUUUAAUAGAGUCUAAAAAUCCUGGAACUGAGUCGGCUUUGAAUGAGGAGAAUAAAGAUACAGAAGUAGAUUCUAGUGAAGUGGUUGAACCUUCUACGUCAGCUUGUCCUGAAAUUCAAGAUGAUAUUGACUUUGUUUCUGAGAAAUCAGAAGCUCUAGAACCAGGGAUUGAACUUUCGAAGGCUCAGUAUGAAGAUGUCUUGAAGGACUUGGGAGACGAACAGUCUGAGGGUAAAGAUUGCGAAGCUGCUGAUUCUACGACUAGUAAAGAUGCUAGUGAGUUCAGCGAAUCUGCUGAGACUAAGUCACUUUUGAUGAGUCAGACUUCUUUGGUUGCUAAUUAUGGAAGUGAUGACUCCAAUGAUGCGGGUAGUGAUGAUGUUUUUGUGGAGAAGGAUAAAGAGGUUGGGAAGGGUGAAGAAUCAAAAGUUACGGUACCUGUUGAAGAUAAGAAGGAUUUAGUUGAUACUGAGGAGACUGGCUUGGGUAGUGCUGAAGGAGUUGAGGAACUUGAGACUGAGGGUAAAGCUGAGGAAGGUUUAGUGGAAGGGAAGGAAUUGGUUGAAGUUGAAGCAGACAAAGAAGGUGAAGAUAAAGAAGGGAGCCAAGCUGCUGAAGUUACUCAUGAAGUUUUGGAUGAUAAAAAAGAAGCUGCUGAGAGUUUGGAGCUGGAAGAUUCCAAAGAAGCUGAAGAUCUAGUUGAUGAAAAAAUUGAAGGUGAAAAUUCUGGAGUUGAAGAGGUUAAAUUCGUUGAAUCGGUGGACUUGAGUGUUCAUGAGAAAGAAAGUCAAGUUGAAGAAAAUUUAGCAGGUGAAGAAAAAUCAGAAUUGAUAAAAGAUUUAGGCGCUGAAAUUGAAACUGUAGAUUUGGAAGUUCAAGAAGUUAAGAGUCAAGCUGCUGAAGCUCAAGAAAUUGAGAGUCAAGCUGCGGAAGUUCAAGAAGUUGAGAAUCGAGCCGCUGAAGUUCAAGAAAUUAAGAGUCAAGCUGCUGAAGAAGCGAUUGUUGAAAGUAAAGCAAGUGAUUCUGGAGAAAAUUUAGCGGCUCCAGAGAUUAAAUCAAAUGAAUCUGUUGAGGAUCCGAUUGUUCAAGAGGUUAAAGUUGUUGAACCAAAAGAAUCUGCAGUAGAUGAUAAAAUAAUUGAACCUGAAGAAGGUUUGGCAAGCGAAAAAAUUCAGCGAAUUAAACCUGUUGAAGAUGUAGCUGAAGAAAUUAAAACUGUUGAGCCUGUUGAAGAUUUAGCUGAAGAAAUAAAACCUGUUGAGCUUGUUGAAAAUUUAGUAAGUGAAGAAAUCAAACCCAUUGAGCCUGUUGAAAAUUUAACUGAAGAAAUUAAACCUGUUGAAGAUUUAAUAGCUGAAGAAAUUAAAUCUAAAGAUUCAGUGGGUCCAGAAGUUUGUUUAAUAGAGCCUGAAAAAGAUUUGAAGGUAAAAUUAAAUGAAACUGUUGAAUCUUGUUCAUCUAAAGCUAUUAAAUUAAAUGAACUCGUUAAAGAAAAUUUGCCGGUUGAAGAGAUUACAGUAAAUCAAAUUACUGAUUUAUCAGUGAAAGAAUCUAAACUAAUUGAUACUCAGGAGCCUGAAUUAAUUAAACUUAAUUUGGAAAAAGAAAUAAAGACAGUGGAGGUUGAAAAAGACUCAACAGAUUUAAUUCCAGAAGCUAAAUCAAGUUUGGAAACUCAGAUUGAAGCAGAACCUCUGGAAAUUAUAGAAAAAGAAUCAGUAAAAUCAAUUGACACAAAAGAGAGCCCGGCGGUUACCGAGUCGAUAGUUGAACAAGUUACAAAUGAUCUCGAGAACACUCAGGAGAGUUCAAGCAAAAAAAUUACUCUUGAGUCGGAAGAAAAAGCGAUCGAUUCUCCCGCGUGUUUAACUGUUGGAGAAAAAUCAUUGGAGCCUGAAAUAAUAACAAAUGAGCCUAAAGAUCAACCCUUAGAUACACUUAGUGUUCCAGAGAAUAAAGCUGCUUGCAAGCCAAUUGAAGAAAUUACUGUUGCUGAGGAAUCAAUUAGCAGCGAUUUUUCGCGAGUCAAUUCAAAUAAAGACCCCGAAGGUGAGAACAAAGAAGAUGAAGAGCCAAUUGUUCAAGUUUGCAAGCGAGCCAGAACAGAACCUGAAUUAACCGAAAUUGUUUUAACAAAAUCACCAACAACUGAAAAUGUUAUUAAUGAAAAUAAAGUAUCGAGUGAUACUUUAUUAACUCAGCAAGCCAGCGAAAGUACUCCGGUUAUAACAAACGCCGAUAAUGACUACAAUAAAAAUUUGGAUGACAAAAAAGCAGCGAAUGCUCUUGACAAAGUGUCGCCUGAUUUGUACAUCAAGGACAAAGCAAGCCCAGAAAUAAUAGACCUGGAUAAAAAUUUAGGCGCUGAUUUGAAGGAUUCUUUUGACGAGUCAGUUUGCAAGUCUAGCUUAGUUGCUCCAGAGGACGAGAAAAAAGAAGCUAAUAAAAGAGCGCACAUUCCGGUAGUGAAUGAAAAUCCAGCUCCGCUUAAAUUGAGACCCAGAGCGGAUUUAUUAAGAGAAGACUCGACGUUUUACAACGACAUGAACGCUUCUCCAGAUAGGAAAAAAGACAAAGUCCCAGAAAUUCAACCAGUUUGCAAUAAUAUUGAAGAAGAUGAUGAAAUAAUUGAAGUUCCAGUUGAAAAUACAGCGGCUGUUAAAUUAAUAGACCUAACAGCGCCUGAUGUUAAGUUGGGCUACGAAGAUUCGGAUGAUUCUAUGGGAAUUGACAACGAGUGCGCGUUUGAGCCGACGGAAAUCGACCCGCUGGCUACUACUGAAGACGACGUUGCCAAGCAGAUAGAAUUGGAUGAUCUGGCUGUUAGAGUCGAGCCUGUUAAUGAAGUUAACAAGUACGAAGGCUGGAAGCUGGAUUCUACUGAGACAAUUACUUUGACGCCGCUGAAGGCUUCGAGGAAGCGACGGAACAGCAAUCAUGAGUCCAAUUCUGAGGACAAAGCUGGGAAGGAUGUUGAGGAAGAAGAGACGGGUGGUAAGAGGAUGAGAUUGAGGGGAAAAAGAACUCCUGAUGUUGCGCUGAGGAAAUCUGUUGAAAACAGCAGAAUUGAAACUGUUAGUUCUGAUGAUGAAGCGGAGGAGAAAAAUAAAGAGGAGGAGGAGGAGAGUAAUGAAGUGACUAUUGUGGAAGUUGCUAAGCCUAAAACCUUCGCUAAGACUAAAGGGAGAAAGAAACGUGGGUUUAAAAAUAAACGCAAGGUUAUACCUCCGAAAAAGAAGGUUGAGGUUGAAAAGGAAGUUGAUCAGGAUAUUAUUGAAGUUCCUGUUGAGAAUAAAGUGGAGGAAAAGAAACUGGAGGAGAAUAAUAGUAAGAAGAAACGGAAGAAAAAGAGGAUGUUGCUAGGGCUUGAAAUUGGAAUUGAUAUUAAACCUGAUGCCCAACCUGCUGAUGGAAGCGACGCUCCUGUAAGGCAGAGUAGGAGGAUUGCGCAGAUUAAAAUUAAGGAGGAAGCUGAUAGGAGGAGGAUUGAGGAGGAAACUUUGGACCCGAUUAAGCCGAAGAAGAUUGGGGGAGUUGUUGAUAAGAAGAAAAGAAAAAAGAAGGCUGAGAGUGAGGAGGAAGUUGUUGUUGUUAAGGAAAUUGAGAAGGAGUCGAAAAAGAAGAAGAAGAAGAGGAAGAAGAAGAAGAAGAAGGAGAGCAAGUUUAAUGAAGCUAAACCUUGGCAGAGCUCUUCGGGGUCUAGUACUGAGGAUGAGAAUGAAAAUGAGGAGGAGGAGGAUGAUAUUGAGGAAGAUAUAGAGAGUGAAGGGUCGUUUUUGUUUAAAAGCGAUCAUGAAUUCUCGCCUGAGAGUGAUUUGGAGAAGGACGAGGAGCUUGAACCUAUGAGGAGAGCGAGGACUGCGAGGAAACCUGAUAGUGAUGUUGAGGAGGCUGAUGAUGAGUACGCUUGUCAGAAGUGUGGCAAGGCUGAUCAUCCUGAGUGGAUUCUUCUUUGUGAUACUUGUGAUAAGGGGUGGCAUUGCUCCUGUUUAAGGCCUGCGUUGAUGCUCAUUCCUGAAGGAGAUUGGUUCUGUCCGCCUUGUCAGCACAAGUUGCUUGUUAAUAAAUUGAGGGAGAGUUUGAAGAAUUAUGAUCAGUUGGCGAAGCGGCAUCAGAAUGAGAUCUUGAGGAAGAAACGGCUGGCUUUUGUGGGGAUUAGUUUGGACAAUGUGCUGCAGAAGGACGGGCAUAGGAGUCAUAGGGUGCGCCAGCCUAGGGAGGAUGAUGAGGAUGAUGAAUCUGAUGAGGAGGAUGAUAAUAGGGAUAGGGAUCAUCGCAGAGGGCCUUCCAGUUCUUCGAGUUCUUCUUCUGGGUCUAGCAGCGAAUCGGAGUCUAGUAGUGAGGAGAGCGAGCCGGUUUAUCAGCUUAGAGAGAGGAGGUGUGUUAAUACAAGUUAUAAGUUUAAUGAGUAUGACGAUAUGAUUAAUGCUGCGAUUCAGGAUGAAGUUGAAGCGGUGCAAGGUGCUGGGAAUCAAGGCAGGGGGAAGGAUAUUUCUACUAUUGUCAAUGCUGAGAAGGAGGAGGGGAAAGAGGCGUUUAGUAAGAAGAAUGAUGAUGAUGAUGAGGAGGAGGAUGAUAAGCAGUCGGAUAAGGACAGUGAUAAGGAUUAUACUGUUGAUAAGGAGGAGGAGGAGGAAGAAGAUGCGGAGGAGAAGCGUAAAGCUGCUGCGAGGAAAGCUGCUGCUAAGAAGAAACACAGGAAGUUGAACAGUUUGGAUAUUAGCAGUGAAGAUGAUCCGGAGAGCGAUGAAGAUUUUAAGGGGAGUGAUAGUGAUGAAGAGGAGGACUAUGAGGACCAGAUGGAGUCUUCGGAUGAUAGUUCUUUUACUGCUUCUAGGAGGAGAGGUGGGAAGAAGAAUCACAGGCCUGUUAGAAGGUCCACUAGGGCUGCUAGGAAGACUAGAUAUGAUGAGGACUUUAUUAAUGAUGACAGUGAUGACAGUGAUAGGCCGAAAAGGAAGAGGUCCAAGUCUACUUGGGAGGAAGAGUCCGAGAGUGAAGAGAGUGAUAAUUCUUGGAGGAGUAGGAAGAAGAAGAGUAAGGCUUCUUCUUUUGCUAAAUUGAAAGCGCUGUCGAAGAGCAAGGCGAAGAAGAAGAAGAAGAGGAAAAGGAUUAUUGAGCCGGAGAAUAAGAGUGAGGAGGAGAAUAAUGAAAAUGAGGGAGGGAAUGAAGAGGAGAAUGGUAAUGAUGAUGGAGGUGAAAAGGAAGAGGUGGGGAAGAAGGAAGGGGAGGAGGUGAAGGAAAAGGAGGAGAAGAAGGAAGUUGUGGUUGCUAAUCAGGGUGGAAAUGUUGGAAGAGUUGAGAAUGAACCUGAGAAGGAACAGGAGGAAGAGGAGGAAGAGGAAGAAGAAGAUGAGGAGGAAGAGGAAGAGGAGGAUGAUAAUGGUAAUGAUAAUGAUAAUGGGAAUGAUAAUGAGGAGGAAGAGGAAGAGGAAGAGGAGGAAGAGGAAGGAGAGAAAGAAGAAGAAAUGGAACAGGAAGAAAUUCCUCAACCUUUUCUUCAACCUCAAAUUGAACAGCCAGUUCCUCUUCCUAUUGUUGAGCCUCCUGUGGUUCUUCCUACGGUAGUUUCGACAGUUUCUGCGGAUCAGGUUUAUGAGGAGAGCAAAAUGGUGAUUGAUGAAGACAGGGAGGAGGAAAAUCAUAACCAGACUGAAGUUGUCAAGCCUCAGGUUACUAGUGAGUAUCCGGUACAAGAACAGGUUCAGCAGCCAGCGGUUAUGGAGAAUGAAUUGGUGGAGAAAAAGGAGAAGAAGAGGCAGAAGAAAAGCGGGAUCAGGAGGAAAAUUAUCUACGGUGGGCUCCCUGAUGAUAGGCCCCAGGAAGAGGAGGAACCUCUUGGGAGGCGCACUAGAGGACGGAAGAUUAAUUAUCAAGUGGAUAUUAUUAUGUCUGAUAGUGAAGAGGAGCUGAAAAAAGCACUGAGGAAAACUGAGGAAAGUGAAGACGAGUUUAUGGUUCAUGAUGGGGAAGAUAAUCAUAAUAAUGAUGAUAAAGAUUCUGAUUCAGGAGACAUUUAUUCGCCAAAGAAGGACGGACCAAAAGGAAAGAAUAAAUCUCCGAAGAAUCGUAGAUCCAAAAAGAGUCCAGCCUCAAGAAAAGGAUUGACUGAUAAUGGUGAGCCUAAACAGAGAAAGAAACCUGGUCCUAAACCAGGUAGCAAAAAUAAACCUCGAUCAUUGACCGGAAUGAUGUCUUUAGAAGGCGGAGUGAUGGGCGACGUACCAGAAGGUUCCUUAACCGGACUAGGCUCCGCAGACCUAGCGGACUUAGACGAGGAGCAGCUGGAGCAGAUGAUGAUGGAAGACGAGGAGUACGGAAGACGCCAGCUGGAGCUAGCAGCCAUUGAAAUUGCCAAGAACAAGAAAAAAGAAGAGCGUGAGGCAAAGAAGCUUGAAAAAGCUCGCCAAAAAGCGUUGGAGAUUCUCGCAGCGGAGCAACAACGCGACCCUAACGCCCCCGAGGGUCCCGACGGAGAAGCUCCAAAGAAGAAGAAGCGCGGCCGGCGGAGUAAAGCUGAGAUUCUAGCCGAGCAGAUGCGCCGCGACAGUAUGGGUGCUGGAACAGUUCCUAUGCCCGGUCCAAUGGACCCGAAUAUUCCUCUGACGGUAAAUCCCGUCCUAGGAACCGCAAUGCCUCCUGAAGUGAUGAUCCAGGAGAUGGAGCGGCCUUCACCAGUUGAGGGACACCUCCCAUUAAUUACUGGACCUGACGGGCAGCUUUUUAACCCCGACGGGUCUUUAGUCAAGCCCAAGCGCCGCGGAAGAGGCAAGGGCAAAAAAACCCUAGCUAUGGAGGCUGCAAGAGCCGCAGAGGCGGCUGCUAAAGCCGCUGAAGCCGCGGGAAUUGUUCUGGACCCGGAAUUGAAGGAUGAUAUUCCAAACGUGCUUCCCACUCCCGGGAGCAGUACAUCAGGCUCCGCUCCGUCAACUCCGCCCGCGGGGGCAGUUUCUUCUCAAGGAUUACCAGUGACUCAGUCGAACCCUCCCGGGCCUCAGUCGGUUUAUUCUCAGCUGCCGCCGAGCCAACAGUCUUCCGUAAUCACGCGAAUGCUCCAAUCACAACCAGUGUCCAACGCUCCGCAGUCUUUCACAGCAGCUGCAGCGGCUAUGGGUCAGAAGUACUUCGGAGUUCCUAAUACUACUGGACCGAUGAUGCCCAAUCCUAGGUCCAGCUACGAUAUGUCUCCUAGAGGAAGAAUACCCUCGCCGUUUAACACCAGACAACCCGGACAGCCGCCCAUGCCGCCGCACUUUGCGGCUGUAAGAUCCGGAAACCCGCCGCCGAUUAUGAGGAUGCGAGUUCCGGGGCCAGCUCAGCUCUACCACACGCCUCACCACCCCAUGGACCCAUCACCGUCUGGAGGAGGACCAAUUUCAAUCAGCAGCCGGGACCGAGCUUCUCCUCUAGGAGGUGGGCCCAUGAUUCCAGCCGCAGGAAGCCCCCUGGCCAAAGGAGGCCCCACGCCUCCGCCUUACGUCAGAGGGCCCCCGAUUUCUCGAUUUUCCGACGCUCAACUAGCUCCGAGACACCAGUUACCGCCAUUUACAAGUGCCUCUCCUGGGAACCACGCGCUCCAGCAACCUUCGCCGCCUCCUAAUAGACCUCCAGGCAAUUUUUCACCCUACCAUCCGCAACCACCGCCGAAUUAUCACUACGGAGCUUAUCCUCCACCCGCUCCCAUGGUCACUACUGCUGAUGAUGCGGCCUAUCAGGGGUCUCCGUACUCCGCGGAACACUUUUCUACGUCCAGUGAGAAUCCUGCUACUCAAUCGCCGGCUAUUCAACCGCCUCCUGCGGCUCAGACUUCACAGCCGCCGGCGCCUCCUACUUCUCACUCUUCGGAACCUCCUCAUGCGCUGCCGCAUCCUGUUCCUGUUGCUCAUGGACCUGCUCAUGGGCCUCAUGGACCUCCCGGACCGCCGGGGCAUCCUCCAGGACAUCCGGGACACCCUCCAGGACAUCCAGGCCACGGGAAGUACGACGAAGAGGGCUCUGGUGAAUUCGGCGGCCUAGUUUCUUAUUUCAGUAGCCAACGGGAGGAUGAUCUUGACUCGUAG